Apaloderma vittatum (bar-tailed trogon) is the source of this 1551-nucleotide messenger RNA. RefSeq names its product integrin alpha-1. Gene Ontology annotation, biological process: integrin-mediated signaling pathway; cell adhesion mediated by integrin; cell-cell adhesion. NCBI's taxonomy places the organism in Eukaryota, Metazoa, Chordata, Aves, Trogoniformes, Trogonidae. The record is from RefSeq and is a predicted model, not a curated record. The transcript is spliced from 13 exons. Gene Ontology annotation, cellular component: external side of plasma membrane; integrin complex. Gene Ontology annotation, molecular function: integrin binding. The annotation marks the transcript as partial.
UUUCUGAUCACUUCUCUCUUUCACAUCGUUGGCUCUUCUAAUGUUGAUGUGAAAAAUGCAAUGACCUUCAGUGGGCCUCUGGAAGACAUGUUCGGGUACACAGUCCAACAGUAUGAAAAUGAGGAAGGCAAAUGGAUACUUAUUGGUUCACCUCUAGUUGGCCAGCCUGAGAAAAGAACAGGAGAUGUAUACAAAUGCCCUGUAGGAAGGGACAUCCAGUCGCCCUGCACAAAACUGAACUUACCAGCGGUUACUUCAGUUCCUAACAUCGUGGAAGUAAAAGAAAACAUGACUCUUGGAACAACCUUAGUGACUAACCCAAAAGGAGGCUUUCUGGCAUGUGGACCACUUUACGCUUAUAAAUGUGGGCGUUUGCACUACACGACUGGAGUUUGCUCUAAUGUCAGCUCAACUUUUGAAACCACCAAGGCAAUUGCCCCAUCUGUGCAAGCAUGUAAAACCCAGUUAGACAUCGUCAUAGUCCUUGAUGGGUCCAACAGCAUUUAUCCGUGGGAUAGUGUCACAAGCUUCCUACAGAGCCUCCUGAAAAACAUGGAUAUAGGUCCUCAGCAAACACAGGUUGGAAUUGUUCAGUACGGACAGACUGUAGUCCAUGAAUUUUUCCUGAAUACAUAUUCUACAACAGAAGAUGUGAUGGCUGCAGCUACGAGAAUACGCCAGCGGGGUGGCACACAAACUAUGACAGCCCUGGGAAUAGAUAAGGCAAGGGAAGAUGCUUUUACCGAGGCUCAUGGAGCACGAAGAGGAGUACAAAAAGUAAUGGUUAUUGUGACUGAUGGGGAAUCACAUGACAACUACAGAUUAAAAGAAGUGAUUGAUAGCUGUGAAGAUGAAAACAUUCAAAGAUUUGCCAUUGCUAUUCUGGGCAGCUAUAGCAGAGGAAAUUUAAGCACUGAGAAAUUUGUGGAGGAAAUAAAAUCAAUUGCCAGUAAGCCUACUGAAAAGCAUUUCUUCAAUGUCUCAGAUGAAUUAGCUCUUUUAACUAUUGUUGAAGCACUUGGAGAGAGAAUAUUUGCCCUGGAAGCAACAACAGACCAGCAGGCAGCCUCAUUUGAAAUGGAAAUGUCUCAAGCUGGUUUCAGUGCUCAUUAUUCUCAGGACUGGAUCAUGCUUGGAGCAGUUGGAGCAUAUGACUGGAAUGGCACAGUGCUCAUGAUAAAGGAUGGUGAUGCGUCAAUGCCAACUAAUGACACUUUUCGAGACAGGCGUUCAGAAAAAAAUGAACCCCUUGCAGCCUACCUAGGUUAUACUGUGAAUUCAGCAUUGACACCUGGAGGCAUACUGUACAUAGCUGGACAGCCACGAUACAAUCACACUGGCCAAGUUAUCAUUUAUAAAAUGGAAGGAAAAGAGGUACAAGUACUUCAGAGGUUAAAUGGAGAACAAAUUGGGUCCUACUUUGGGGGUGUUAUUACCACAAUUGACAUCAAUAAAGACUCAUUUACAGACCUUCUUCUUGUUGGAGCUCCUAUGUAUAUGGGAACCGAAAAAGAGGAGCAAGGGAAAGUAUACGUUUAUAGUCUGAACAAG